Molecule: messenger RNA, 4742 nt
Organism: Ectocarpus sp. CCAP 1310/34
Lineage: Eukaryota; Phaeophyceae; Ectocarpales; Ectocarpaceae
Source: the annotation of a GenBank genome assembly
GCCGAGGUUUUGAACGGUGAGCAUAUCACAGCGAAUCCUGAUACACCAGCAAGCUUCAUGUCGUCGAGGUUGAGACUCUCGGCAUGGUUCACCGCAGCGGUGUUGGUUAUUGGGUCAAUGCUUCUCGUCGAGUACGUCGCACUUCUCGGAGGCGGCAGUGGUGGUCCGACACACGGUUGGCCAACGACGCAGCCACCACCCGAGGCUGCAGCAGCACCAGUCUCACUGCGCCUCGUACAGGAUUCUCUCCCGAAUGACGGCAACGAGAGGCCCGGGGAGGACGAGGGCGAGAGGGAGGUGGCGGAGCGUCAGGCAAUGGCGAACAGCUCCAGGAGGCUUGCAGUCGUUGUCCCGAUACAGGCGGCCGACGUCCGAAAGGCCCAAGCUUCCCUGGCUGCAUGGCCCACUCGAUGCCACAGCUCCACGCUAGUCAACACCGAUCUGGUUGCAUACUAUGCCGGAGGGGACGACGAACACGUCUCUGCGAUGCUGGCGACGAUCGAGCAGACCGGGGGGCGAUGUUUUGCUCGUACACGGCUGGUGCUUGCACAUGCUAGUGACAAGGACAAUGAACGGCCUAAGAUGGCGUCAAUCCAGUUCUACAAGCUCUACCUGGAUUCCACCAUCCGUUGCCAAUUUGCUGACUAUGACGCCUUGGCGGUGAUGGAAUGGAACGUGAUCGUGGCACACGAUAGGAGCUUCGAAGAGCUCUACACGGCAGCUUUCGGCGGAGUAGAGCCUUUUUGGGUCAAGGGCAGCGCUUUGGUCAGUGGCAGUUCCCACGAAAUCGUGGUACAUUCAGAGAACCGGACCACGGUCGGUCACAUCAACGGGAACGCCAUCUACAACAACACUGACCAGACCUUCGUGGAUUACGUUAACUUCACGGUCACCCGCUGGGAGUACACCCUGCCGUACGACGAGGCUUUGUGGGCCACUAUCUCAGACUUUCCUUACAGCUGGCCUUUAUGGCAGCGUUUUUCGAGAAAGUUCGUGACGACUAACUUGAUCGCCAACGUGGGCGUUCACGACGUAGAUAUCCGGGAGUUGUUGGACGCUGUGGCAGGCGGCACACUGUUUAUCCACGGCACCCCCACCGACGGGGGUGUUUCCAUGGUUGGCAGCAAUGAGCUGGCAGAGAGGUGCACCGUUUCCUGCGGCUUCCGGUUCCCCAACGCACAUGCGACGAUGGCGCCCUCCGGGACUGCCACAGUGUGCGACCGUUCGUGCUACGCUGGCGGCAGGGACGGGGCACGUUUCGGCGGCCACUUGUGCGGGGCAGGGGACGUCGCCACUUAUGGUGCGCACUGUCGGACUUGCUUUACCGACUUGGGGGAGGCAGAAGCGGCAGAGGAUACCCUAGCCCUCCAGGAGAGGCUCGUUUUGGAGAGGGAAGGUGACACGAGAACAGGAAAUGUUGCAUUUGAAAAGAGCUGGAGAAGUGAUGAGGCGGCGUGGACUUACGGACGAGGGGGUGAGGGUUGGCCACAACAGGAGGUGGGCGAGCAACAUGUGGAGGGGGGGGUAGGGGGGAACAGGGACAACCGGGAGAGGGGCGCCGUGGGACACCAACGGCAGCAAGGGGGAGUUAACAUCAUGGAACCGAAGCAGGAUCGCGACAUGAACAAAGUGCAGCCCAUUCUUGAAAAGCAGCGGCACGUAAUUAUGUGCGACACCCUGAUGCCCCCGCCGGCUGCCUCUGGAUGUAGUCAUCAAUGCCACGAGAUGGACGACGCGGUGUGCGAUCGAAGUUGCGGAACCGGGCGGCACGGGGACUACAACUGCAAUUGGAGAGGGUAUGGCAAAAAUUGCCGUUAUUGCUACAACGACCGCCUACAGGCGAUGGCAGCCAACGUGGUCGCAAGACAAAGAGGAGGAUCCGUCGUAAUGUGUAACACCUUCGAGCCACCAACAGAGGAUGAGGACUGGGAGUCACCAGUGGAAGCCGAAAAAGUUAGGGCGAUGGUCAAACUUGACGAGGAAGCCGAUGCUGAUGCCCAAGAAAAAGCUCCCCAAACAAGCAUGCCGGCUCCUCUACCACAUUCCUUCAACACGGGCAGCGCGACUUUGACCGAUGAAGCCACUUCAUCCAAUCCAGCCAACGAACCAUUCGUGACGGGAAUCAAGCGCGGCCAAAUAUGUGCCUUCCUGACAAGUAACACAUUCUUCCUCAAGGAAACGCAAGUAUCGGUCAAGAGCAUCGGCCAGUUCAUGCCUGGGAUGCGGGUUGCUAUCGCGACUGAUGCCAACGACGUCUCGCUCUUCAAGAGGGUCUUCGGGACUGUUCCAGAAGUUCGAGUGUCGGUGGCAAUACGGUCCACUAGCCGGGCGCCGCUUUUGGCGGAUCGACAUUGCGGGGAAGGCACGAAGUUAAUCUUGUAUAUGAAAGCAGGCGAGCUUUUGUGGCGAACCUUCACCUCUAGGGACACGCACUCGCCCGCGGGGGACCUGCUAGUGGCAUAUUCUGAGUUGGACAGGGUCGGACAGUCGAGGAAAAACAAAGCGCUUGCCGCCAUGUUAGUUCUAGGCUUCAAAGGUCCAUCGUUCUCGUUCGGCACCGACAUCAUCCUGCCGGUGGACGUCAACCGGGAGUUACGGAACUUUCUGCUCUCAGACUCUACGGCGGUGAAGGGCAGGGUGUCAACGAACGGGGACUUACAGGCCGUUCAUGCUCUCGGUAAUGUUCCAGGUCUUUAUGUUCCUGAGGUUUUGGCUUCCUUCGCAUACUCCCGCAAUGCGGCGGGCCUCCGGUUCAUUAAUCCAAGGCAGUGGGUCACGCACCACAUGUUUCAGAAGGCAUCGAUUUGGGAUAUUCCUCUCGUGAAGCCGCGAUUCAGCUGCGUCAUCGACAUCUCGAUGGCGGUGAAGGGGUACGACGUCGCAGCCGCCCUAGAGGAGCAACUCAGCCACUUCGUUAGCGGAACUUCAUGCGCGUGGGGCAGCAUCCACCUGGACCCCGCGCUUCUCCUGCCGAAGACCGGCAUUGAGUUCGGGUACCCGACGGGCAAGGAUAUGCCCUCCAUCUCAACCCUCAACCUGAGAGUCAGCGUGGUCUUUUAUUUAGGCCGAAGCGCGAACCCAACGCUGCUGGACGCCUCUAUCUCAAGCGUGGCUGUAAGGUUCCCCGAGGCGUUCGAAGUUGUGGUGGUUUUCACCGAGCCCCCGAUCGAGAGGUCGGGCCUUGAAGACGUCCUCAACGCUUACAUUGAUGAAGUACCAUUCGCCGUGGAAGUCAUGCAAGAAGUGGAUGGGUCGGCACAUUCAUUGAUCGGCAGCCGGUCUCGCUGGUCCGGACUGCAGGCGGACGAUCACUCGUCAGGGCAGUUCGUGAUGCAGCUCGAAGUCGGAGACAUUUUGAUGUCGGAUGUGACGUACGAGAACUUGUUUUACUUCGGCAAGCCGGUGAUUCCAUACAAGCGCCUGUCUCUGGGGGGCGACGUGGACAGUCCGGCAGGCGGUUCCAUCAUGGACAAAUAUCUAGCUUGCGGAAUCGAGGCGAUCGUUGACACACACGAGGUCCGGGACUUCGCGGUGCUCAAGGGUCUGGUGUACCCGCGAGCAGCAUACUCAGAAAUGAGACAAUUUGUGAACGAUGUGCACGGCGUCGACGUCGAUAACCUGACUGAGCUUGUACAUGGGCGCUGUCGAGGGGCCCUUGGAAAGAGCGUGUUGGGCGACCCCCCCCCGAUUCGUCGUUGGAUUCUCGAGACAAGCCUAUUGGCAUCAUUCGUGUGGCGUUUCAUGCCCGACAUGAUUCACUGGAGGGCGUUGGAUCCGUCCGACAUCGAGCCGGACGAAUGGCUGUUGGAUGUUGGCAAGUACAACAUCUGGUGUUCCUUGGGUUCCCUUGGGAUCACUGAAGCCAACCCAAGGGCAACAAAUCUUCCAAUAGAACGAAGGGGAGUUGUAUGUGAUGAAUCUUCAUACGAACAGCUCCUUGCACGCCAAGGACGUGGUGGUGUAUAAAAGACGUAGUGCUGGUGUAGGCCGCACGUGUGCAAUGUGCUGACGCACACCCCGCUGAAGGCGGCAGAGACCCCGGAGGGGCUCUAGGGGUAAGAUACACGGGGGGCUAUUGCCCUCCACGUGGUCCUCAGAGUUACUUACGGGUGGAUGAGAUGCAGCAGUCAGUGGGUGGUGAGCACAGACUGCAUAUCAAGUGGAACGCACUCAAGAUGGUGGGAGACCGUGUGUUGACAUUCAGUGCACAUGUCGUAGAUUCGUGCAUUUCACACGAGAUAGAUAGGUGCUGUUUUGCAGCAGCCGAAGAUUGAAUGUGCGUCAUCGGGCGGUAAAACUGCGUUGGAGUUGCCAUCAAACGGUGCAUUCUAGACUUGAAUCCGCGGAAAAAAAUGGUUGGAGUGUGUGUGCUGUUUACUGUGUGACUGUGUGUAACUUUGGCUGAUGCUACAGGCGCCAUCCGCAACUGACCGUCAUGAAUUUUUGUUGGGAGGGGGAUGGUGAUGAACCAUCCCCGGCUAAAGUCUGAAUUUUUUUUUCGUGUGUUGGUAGUGCUCGAUUUCACCACCCGUCGAGGUUUGGAGGGAAAAUAGGUGUCUAGUACCUGGGUUUCAUUCAGUUUUGUUGCUUCCACUAGGGAUGGCCCGAAAAAAUCCCCCCCCUCUUCAAUAGCUCUGAUUGGGCUAAAAACUUCAGCACAGGGUAAAGGAGGGUGGAGAGUUGCGAAUCCGUCGUCAGAUUUUCCAAAUUCAUCGAUGGCACCGAGUUACAGCUAUCCCAAU